GAGCAACCCCUCUCCUCCUGCCCUCUGGUGGACCAUGGGUGUGAUCCUCCCUCACUCCCUCUCGCCCCCUACAGACUCAUUUGUGAAUAGCCAGGAGUGGACUUUGAGUCGCUCGGUGCCAGAGCUUAAAGUGGGGAUUGUGGGUAACCUGUCCAGCGGGAAGUCAGCUUUGGUGCAUCGCUACCUCACAGGGACCUACGUGCAGGAGGAAUCCCCAGAAGGCGGCCGAUUCAAGAAGGAGAUUGUGGUGGACGGGCAGAGUUACCUCUUGCUGAUUCGCGAUGAAGGGGGACCCCCCGAGCUGCAAUUCGCCGCCUGGGUGGACGCAGUGGUCUUUGUCUUCAGCCUGGAGGAUGAGAUCAGCUUCCAAACGGUGUACAACUAUUAUCUGCGCCUCUGCAGUUACCGGAACACUUCGGAGGUGCCCAUGGUGCUUGUGGGCACGCAAGAUGCCAUCAGUGCCACCAACCCCCGGGUGAUUGAUGACUCCCGAGCCAGGAAGCUCUCCAAUGACUUGAAGCGUUGCACCUACUACGAGACGUGCGCUACCUAUGGGCUGAACGUGGAACGCGUCUUCCAGGAUGUGGCACAGAAGGUGGUGGCCUUACGGAAGAAGCAGCAGCUCUCCAUUGGGCCCUGCAAGUCACUGCCCAAUUCACCCAGCCACUCCUCUGUCUCGGCCGCCUCCGUGCCCGCCGUCCACAUCAACCAGGCUGCCAAUGGGGGUGGGGCCUUCAGCGACUACUCGUCCUCAGUGCCCUCCACGCCCAGCAUCAGCCAGCGGGAGCUGCGGAUCGAGACCAUCGCGGCCUCCAACACCCCCACCCCCAUCCGCAAGCAGUCCAAACGCCGGUCCAACAUCUUCACAUCUCGGAAAGGUCCCGAUAUCGAGCGGAAGCCCCCCGAGAGUAAGGCGGACACGAUUGGCAGCGGGCGGGCCAUUCCCAUUAAGCAGGGAGUGCUCCUGAAACGCAGUGGGAAGUCGCUGAACAAGGAGUGGAAGAAGAAAUAUGUGACCCUCUGUGACAACGGAGUCCUCACCUACCACCCCAGCCUCCACGACUACAUGCAGAAUGUCCACGGGAAGGAGAUCGAUUUGCUGAGGACUACGGUAAAAGUGCCUGGCAAGAGGCUCCCCCGGGCGGCCACUGCCACCGCCCCCUCUGCCCCCAGUGCCAGCCCCAAGACCAACGGCUUGGCCAAGGAGAGGAGCGCCCUGCCCUUCCCCGGCGGAUCCAGUGCCCCCCAUUCGGCCAGCAGCACGUCCCUGCACUCGGAGCGCUCGGGUAGCGGCACCAACCUGGGCGCCUUCAGCCUGAAGCCGGAAGGCAGCGGCAUUCACCAGCGGUCCUACUCGGUCUCCAGCGCCGACCAGUGGAGUGAAGCAGUUUCGAUGCCCGGCAGCACGGCCAGCGCGGCCAACGGUGCCAGCGACUCCCUCACUUCUAGCCCCAACGUCUCCAGCACUGCCAGCCCCAAGCUCGAGCCGCCACCCUCCCCUCAUGCCAACCGGAAGAAACACCGUCGGAAAAAGAGCACGGGUACGGGCCGACCUGAUGGGGCGGGCACCGUAGCUGAAGACCAAGAGGAGAGCUUCGAGUUCAUUGUGGUCUCCCUGACGGGACAGACGUGGCUCUUUGAGGCCUCCACGGCCGAGGAACGGGAGCUCUGGGUGCAAGCCAUCGAGAGCCAGAUCCUGGCCAGCCUGCAGGGCUGCGAGAGCAGCAAGCACAAGUCGCGGCUGGGCAGCCACAGCGAUGCGGUCGCCCUCCAGUCCAUCCGCACCGUCCGAGGCAACGGCUUCUGCGUAGACUGCGAUGCGGCCAAUCCUGACUGGGCCAGCCUGAACCUGGGGGCGCUCAUUUGCAUCGAGUGCUCCGGCAUCCACCGCCACCUGGGCACACACCUGUCACGCGUCCGUUCCCUGGACCUGGAUGACUGGCCGCUGGAGCUGGUGACGGUGAUGACGGCCAUCGGGAACGCCCUAGCCAACUCGGUCUGGGAAGGUGCCACCAAGAACUACCCCAAGCCGGGCCCGGAGAGCUGCAGGGAAGAGAAGGAACGCUGGAUCCGUGCCAAGUACGAGCAGAAGAUCUUCCUGGCACCGCUGCCCCACUCAGACGUGCCCCUCGGCCAGCAGUUGCUGCGGGCAGUGGUGGAGGAUGACCUGCGGACAGUGGUUCUGCUCUUGGCCCACGGCUCCAAGGAGGAGGUGAACGAGACCUAUGGUGAUGGAGAUGGGCGGACAGCACUGCACCUGUCCUGCGCCAUGGCCAACGUGGUCUUCACCCAGUUGCUCAUUUGGUACGGCGUGGAUGUGAAGAGCCGGGACGCCCGCGGCCUGACACCACUUGGCUACGCGCGCCGCGCUGGCAGCCAGGAGUGCGUGGAGAUGCUGCUGCAGCACGGCUGCCCUGGCGAGGCCCCCGUGGGCAGCCUCACCCCAAGCCUUCCACGCCGGAACCUCAACAACAACGCCUCUGGCACGCCGCUCUCCGAGCCGGGCUGCCUCGUGCGGGGCCCAAGUCCCUGAGAUGUCAGCGGGUCCCCGAUCCAUGGCUCUCAACAGGCAGACCACAGCAGUCGUCCUCCCUUCCCCCCACCCUGCGGAUCCCUCGCCAUGCUUUGGGGGCCCAGAGAGACUAGAGCUUCUUGAAAGGGAUGGGUUACUCACCCCCCCACAAGAGAAAGGGCACUUGGACUCCACUGGGGGUGCUGAGAAGGAGACCCUUUGUCUCCCCCUAUCCCUCCUCCCACCCCCACCCGGGGGUCAACUUCCCACUCUGCUUCUCCCAGGACCUGCUGCAGUUCCUCAGCCUGAUGUGAGGACUGGGGGGGGGGACAGAAUGGGGGCUGUUACGAUGCUGGCUCUCGGCUCCCCCCCCAGCCCCGUUUCAAGUCACUUGUGUAUAAAGUGUACAUUGGAAAUAUUUAUAUGACAGUCUGUACAUAAGGUUUGCUGCCCUGUUUGUGUGUCUCUGAGUGGAAGUGUGAGAGUAUGGUUCCCCCCCACCCCAGCAGAGAAGCUGCGAAAUAAAGAAACUGCUUCACCCCAGGUCCCACUC
Molecule: messenger RNA, 3065 nt
Organism: Ahaetulla prasina
Lineage: Eukaryota; Metazoa; Chordata; Lepidosauria; Squamata; Colubridae
Gene: AGAP3
Product: ArfGAP with GTPase domain, ankyrin repeat and PH domain 3
Exons: 17
Coding region: 35-2533 (832 amino acids)
Biological process (GO): proteasome-mediated ubiquitin-dependent protein catabolic process
Cellular component (GO): nucleus
Molecular function (GO): GTPase activity; protein binding; GTPase activator activity
Source: RefSeq, a predicted model, not a curated record